CUUCCUAAACUCUCCCGAAAUGAGAAACCUGAAAAGAUCCCACAGGUGAGUUAUGCCUCCACGGCUCCAGAGCUGAGUGAUAACACGCGCUAUGACUUCUUCUCCCGCGUCGUGCCUCCGGACACCUACCAGGCACAGGCAAUGGUGGACAUAGUCAAAGCCAUGCGCUGGAAUUAUGUCUCCACAGUAGCAUCAGAGGGCAACUAUGGAGAGAGUGGUGUGGACGCCUUCAUACAGAAGUCCCGCGAAGACGGAGGUGUGUGCAUCUCUCAGUCAGUGAAGAUACCACGAGAACCUAAGCUUGGAGAGUUUGACAAGGUAAUCCGUAGACUGUCAGAGAACCCCAACGCCCGGGUUGUCAUUCUCUUUGCCAACGAAGAUGACAUUAGGCAGAUUCUUCAAGCAGCUAAGAAGGCUAACCAGACAGGACAUUUUAUAUGGGUGGGGUCAGACAGCUGGGGGUCUAAGAUCUCCCCCAUCCUGAACCAGGAGGAGAUGGCAGAAGGGGCUGUCACGAUCCUACCUAAACGGCAGUCCAUCCGAGGGUUUGAUCGCUACUUCAUCAGCAGAACUUUGGAUAACAACAGAAGGAAUAUUUGGUUUGCAGAGUUCUGGGAAAACAACUUCCAGUGCAAACUCAGUCGACACGCUCUGAAGAAAGGAUCCGGCAUCAAAAAGUGCACAAACCACGAGCGGAUCGGGAAGGACUCGUCCUAUGAGCAGGAGGGGAAGGUCCAGUUUGUGGUUGAUGCAGUUUACGCCAUGGCUCACGCUUUACACAACAUGCAUAAGGAGCUCUGUCCAGGGAAAGUGGGCCUCUGCUCCAAAAUGGAAACCAUCAAUGGAACCAUGUUGCUCAAGUUCAUUCGCAACGUCAACUUUACAGGAAUUGCUGGCACUCCAGUGAUCUUCAAUGUGAACGGAGAUGCCCCUGGUCGCUAUGAGAUCUAUCAGUACCAGAUGAAACACAACACCACAGAAUACAAGAUCAUCGGCCACUGGGCAGACCAGCUCCAUUUAGAAACUAAGGAGAUGCGGUGGCCUGGUGGGACAUGGCAGGUACCCCAGUCUAUCUGCAGUCAGCCCUGUCAUCCUGGGGAGAGGAAGAAAACAGUGAAGGGUGUCCCCUGCUGUUGGCACUGUGAGCGCUGUGAUGGCUACCAGUACCAGGCCGACACCUACAGCUGUAAGAUGUGCCGCUUUGACCUGCGGCCCAACGAGAACCACACCGCCUGCGAGGCCAUCCCGAUCGUCAAGCUGGAGUGGAGUUCCCCCUGGGCCGUCAUCCCCGUCCUCAUCGCUGUGCUGGGCAUCAUGGCCACCAUGUUUGUGGUGGCCACCUUCAUCCGCUACAACGACACCCCCAUUGUAAAGGCAUCAGGGCGCGAACUCAGCUAUGUGCUGUUGACGGGCAUCUUCCUGUGCUACGCCACCACUUUCCUCAUGAUCUCAGCGCCUGACGUUGGAAUCUGUUCCCUCCGACGGAUCUUCCUAGGUCUGGGAAUGAGUAUUAGCUAUGCAGCGCUGCUCACCAAGACCAACCGUAUCUAUCGCAUCUUUGAGCAGGGCAAGAUGUCAGUGAGCGCCCCCAGGUUCAUCUCCCCAGCCUCCCAGCUGGUCAUCACCUUCAGCCUGAUCUCAGUGCAGCUCCUGGGGGUGUGCAUCUGGUUCGGUGUAGACCCAUCUCAGGCUAUCAUCGACUAUGAGGACCAGCGCACGUCCAACCCGGACAUGUCCCGUGGCGUGCUCAAAUGUGACAUCUCAGACCUUUCACUGAUCUGCCUGCUUGGCUUCAGCAUGCUGCUCAUGGUCACCUGUACAGUGUAUGCCAUCAAGACCCGGGGGGUGCCAGAGACCUUCAACGAGGCCAAGCCCAUCGGCUUCACCAUGUACACCACCUGCAUCGUCUGGCUAGCCUUCAUACCCAUCUUCUUUGGGACUUCACACUCAACAGAAAAGAUGUACAUCCAGACCACGACUCUGACCAUCUCCGUGAGCCUGAGUGCCUCUGUGUCUCUGGGGAUGCUCUACAUGCCCAAGGUCUACGUGGUCCUCUUCCACCCGGAGCAGAACGUUCCCAAGCGCAAGCGAAGCCUCAAGGCUGUGGUCACCGCGGCCACCAUGUCCAACAAGUUCCCCACUAAGGGCGGCCUCCGGCCCAAUGGAGAGGCCAAGUCUGAGCUGUGUGAAAGCCUGGAGACACAAGCAUUGGCCUCCAAGCAGACAUACAUCAGCUACAGUAACCAUGCCAUCUAA
This is a messenger RNA of Salvelinus namaycush (lake trout), 2256 nucleotides long. Its product is annotated as metabotropic glutamate receptor 4-like. Lineage: Eukaryota; Metazoa; Chordata; Actinopteri; Salmoniformes; Salmonidae. The transcript is spliced from 10 exons. Gene Ontology annotation, cellular component: membrane. Gene Ontology annotation, biological process: regulation of synaptic transmission, glutamatergic; G protein-coupled glutamate receptor signaling pathway. The record is from RefSeq and is a predicted model, not a curated record. The coding region runs from base 142 to 2256 and encodes 704 amino acids. Gene Ontology annotation, molecular function: adenylate cyclase inhibiting G protein-coupled glutamate receptor activity.